AUGCUUCGAAAGGCAAGGAGGAAGCUUAUCUAUGAAAAAGCUAAGCAUCACCACAAGGAAUACAGGCAGGUGUCCAGAACUGAAAUUCAAAUGGCUGGGAUGGCACGAAAAGCCGGCAACUUUUAUGUACCUGCAGAGCCCAAACUGGCAUUUGUCAUCAGGAUCAGAGGUAUCAAAGGUGUGAGCCCGAAGGUUCUAAAGGUGCCACGGCUCCUUCACCUCCAGCAGAUCUUCAAUGGCACCUUUGUGAAGUUCACCAAGGCUUCAAUUAACAUGCUGAGAAUUGUGGAGCUAUACAUUGCAUGGGGGUACCCAAAUCUGAAGUCCGUAAAUGAACUGAUCUACAAGCGUGGUAAUGGCAAAAUCAACAAGCAGCAAAUUGCCCUGACAGAUAACGUGUUGAUUGCUCGAUCUCUUGGGAAAUAUGGCAUCAUCUGCAUGGAGGAUCUGAUUCAUGAGAUCUAUACUGUUGGAAAACGUUUCAAAGAAGCAAACAACUUCCUGUGUCCCUUUAUAUUGUCUUUUCCAUGA
Messenger RNA from Dama dama (fallow deer), 531 nucleotides. RefSeq names its product large ribosomal subunit protein uL30-like. Gene Ontology annotation, biological process: maturation of LSU-rRNA from tricistronic rRNA transcript (SSU-rRNA, 5.8S rRNA, LSU-rRNA). Gene Ontology annotation, molecular function: structural constituent of ribosome; RNA binding. The transcript has a single exon. Bases 1 to 531 code for a protein of 176 amino acids. The record is from RefSeq and is a predicted model, not a curated record. Gene Ontology annotation, cellular component: cytosolic large ribosomal subunit. NCBI's taxonomy places the organism in Eukaryota, Metazoa, Chordata, Mammalia, Artiodactyla, Cervidae.